Tribolium madens (black flour beetle) is the source of this 1463-nucleotide messenger RNA. RefSeq lists its product as uncharacterized. The record is from RefSeq and is a predicted model, not a curated record. NCBI's taxonomy places the organism in Eukaryota, Metazoa, Arthropoda, Insecta, Coleoptera, Tenebrionidae. The transcript has 9 exons. The annotation marks the transcript as partial.
CUAAACAUUUUUUUAGGUUAAGUGAAACAUUUCAAACGUUCAUGUUUUUAAAUUUAAUUAAAACUUCUGUUCACAAUUUUCGUGUAAAAAGUUGGGUAAACCAUAACAGUGCCGAAACCAAGUAAUUGUUUCUUGUUAAUUCGCCUUGAUGCCAUUUUCUCACAAUCAAAACAUUGAAGAUGUCAAAGAGAACUAUCAACUCUAGAAAUUUAUCAACAAAGAAGCCCCGAGUGGAGGAGUCGAACGAUUUUUGGGAUGACGACUUCGAUGAAGAUGUUAUCGAUGAUUGUUUUAAACGAGCAACUCAAAUUGUGGAAGAGGAACGCGAUGACACUCUACAGUCUUCAUAUAGCGUUUUUAAAGAUCCCAGGAAUAUGUUUACGUCCACACAACAAAAUCCUGCGAAUCAAUGUACUUUAGAAGAUAGAAUAAAGCAAUUACAGGAAAAGUUUGCAGAGAAAGAARGAGAAGUUUCAAUACUAAGGACCAAUUUACAACACUUGAGAGCAUCGUCACAAGUAGAUCAAGAAAAGAAACAGAAAGAAUGGACUGACAAGUUUUCUGCAUUGGAAAAGGAAAAUAAAUCCAUCAAAAGUGAAUUAGAAUUUAAGAAUCUUGAAGUUGCAAAUCUYAAACAUCAAAUUACAGAACUCUUGAAACUAAUAAAUACAGAACAAAAGACCAAAGCUAAUGAGUGCAAAACUACUAUUACAAGUCCUCAAAAGAAAAUAAAGGAAGUGUUGAAUGAAAACACUAAAAUUCAUAUAAAUACUGUGGAAUUUUAUCCAUUAAAAAAUUUCACUUUCUCAUUUUUGCAUAAUAACUCAAAAAUGGAGAAUACCACUCUUAAUAAAAAAAUAAAAGAUUGCGACUUGUGUUCCAUUUAUAACGAGUUAUUCGGUUUAGCCAAUCUCUCACAUAAUGAAUUAGAUUCCGAAGUAGGUGCACAAUACGUAAACAAGGUUGUAGAUUUUUCAUUUCAGCAGUUAAAAAAUUUUCGUGUAUGUAUGCAAAAGAAUGAGGAUGGAAAUCAUUUACUGGAUGUAUCAGAACUGGAUGAACUAUAUUUACAGAAUAACAGUUUAAAUAAGUUAAGUGAAUUUGUUGAGAAUUGUAGUGAAAUUGUUCAAUUUCUGGCCGAAGUAGUGCCAUUUAGUACCCACUUGACGAAAUAUUUGCUCUCAGAUCAGUCCCUAAAUUCAAAAACUAACUUAAAUGAACAAUUCGUGGAUAUUCCAGCAUCACAAUAUUUGCUAUUACUCUUGGACCUCAUUUCUAUGAUUGUAAAUACUAGGACAGAAAAAUUUUCAAAUUUUGUUCGUGCCACUAUUAGUUUGUUGUGUCGACUAAGCUGUGAGGACGCCUGCAGUUUAAAAGAGUUUUACGAAACAGUUACCAAAAAAUUACUUUUGUUUAAUGAUGUUGAAAUUAUCGUGGACUUUACUUUAUUUCUUAAAAUGACC